Messenger RNA from Rhopalosiphum maidis (corn leaf aphid), 1569 nucleotides. Its product is annotated as eukaryotic translation initiation factor 4 gamma 3-like. Lineage: Eukaryota; Metazoa; Arthropoda; Insecta; Hemiptera; Aphididae. The transcript is spliced from 12 exons. Bases 208 to 1503 code for a protein of 431 amino acids. The record is from RefSeq and is a predicted model, not a curated record. Gene Ontology annotation, molecular function: protein binding.
ACGCUGAUUUGAAAAGAAUGGUGAUCACGUGUGAUGAUCUUACAUAUUUUUUAUUGAAAAAAAAACCUAGGAUGUCGCUCUGCAGUCUGUCAAGUCACACAUGAACCCUCUCGAGCAAGUCAAGGUGGAAAUGAGAAUGAAUGGAAUACUGUAUGCCCAUAUGCUGUUCUAAAUGAUAACAAGAAAUCAUCAAAGUCUUCACAAAUUAUGUUUAAUAAAAACACAUUACAAAAGCCAAUUUUUAGUGAGUCUGAAGAAAGACAAGAAAUUAUGUUUGGCGUAGAAAGUAUGAUGCUUCAAUUUGCUCAACUCACUCCUUCAAUAAAUUCUUCUGGUUCACAACCCGAAGAGCCUAUUAAAGAAGCAGAUCCAAUCCUUGAUAAAAUUAAAAUGGAAUGUAAAAAUAUCCUUCUUGAAUAUGAGCAACUGAAAAAUUUAGAUGAUAUAAUUUAUUCAUUAUCGGAAGAUGAAUCUUCGGUAAUUCGAACAAGACAUGAAGAAUUUGUGAAAUUAAUGUCACUUAUAACUUUAGAUAAUAAUCCAAUCACUCAAACAACUGUGGUAGGAAAAAUAUUUGCAGAACUUUUAUCUAAAAAUAUUCUUUCGAUGGAGGCCAUAACUCAAGGAAUUGAUGCUGUCCUUAAAAAUUGGAAUGAUUAUUUGAUAGAUAACCCUCAAUUUUUCUCCUAUAUUGCUGCCAUUAUUGCUCCAUUAUUAUUAUCACAAAAUGCUUCCUUUGAUUUUAAUAAUUUAAAAGAUUCGUGUACGUCAAUACGACCAGAUAAUUCUAGUAAAUUUUUCAUAGAAGUAUUAAAUAAAAUUCUUAGUUCCGAGGAAACACAAAACAUAAAAGAACAAAAAGGUGGUAUAUUGUGGAUUUACAAUAAGUGGAUGAUGUCACAAUAUGUUUCUCUUGAUGUAUUUAUGCCUAAUAACCAAAUAAAUAAUUUUUUUAAAAAUGAUCGAAUUGGAGUAUUCCUUUUAUCUAUUGCUAUGUAUGAUAAAAUGAAGCUGACUAAUAGUAAACUACUGUAUGAUAUAUUAAAUAGUUGGAUAAAUGUUAAUAUCAGUGCAGAAAUAAUAAAAUGUCCUCAGUUUGUGCGAGCAUUAACUAUAGCUAUUGUCAUAGUACGUUCAAAACUGAAUCAUUCUUAUGAAGAUUUCUUUGACCAUGCUCAUGUGAAAUUAUUGAAUUAUUAUAUUCGGUCUGAACCACUUCCAGAACCUGAAAUCCAGGCUCGAGAAGUUCAAUGUCUGUAUGGCAUUCAAAUAAUAUCUGGAGUACUUAAGCAUCCUAGAGGAAUGGUAUUAAGACUAUUUCAUACACUCUAUCAGUAUAGUAUUAUAAGUACAGAAUCGUUUGAACUAUGGAAAAAAGAAGAUGAAUUCAAAGCAGGAUUUGAUGAAGACUUGGAAACAAAAACCAUGGCUGUUGUAGUUUUAAAUUCAUUUUUCCUUUCACUAGCAGAAAACGAUUCUGAUUCUGAUGAAUCAUUUGAAUAGUGUACCAACACUAUCUUAUAGCUUCGUAUAUCCAUCAAUUGACACAAAUUUUUCUAUUUUUUUUAU